Molecule: messenger RNA, 6150 nt
Organism: Amphibalanus amphitrite
Lineage: Eukaryota; Metazoa; Arthropoda; Thecostraca; Balanomorpha; Balanidae
Gene: Gad1
Product: glutamate decarboxylase-like
Exons: 10
Coding region: 196-1833 (545 amino acids)
Biological process (GO): carboxylic acid metabolic process
Cellular component (GO): cytoplasm
Molecular function (GO): carboxy-lyase activity; pyridoxal phosphate binding
Source: RefSeq, a predicted model, not a curated record
CCGGCGGUGCCGACCUUUUUUGCUGGCACACUGCAGCGUCUCACACAGUCGCUGCAUUAUUUACCGUCCUGGGUCCUGACCUGUACCCGCCCCAGUCCUCUGUCUCUCCACUCUCUCCUUCCCAGGGUUUUGUUUCGACCUUCCGCCGUAGUUGCUAAUCGGAUUGUGAAGUUGCCGGUCGUCUAGUUGUCCGCGAUGGCCCAGAACCUGCUCCGCUGGGUGUCGGACACGGUGGAUACGUUCAAGGACCGCGCCAAGGACACCAUCGACGUGCACCUGCCCAACGGCACGGCCACCGACCCCAACAGGAAGCCCAAGGACAUCCGACCGCUGCGCUACAUCGAUCUGCUGCCCAGUAAUGGUGACGGCUACCCGGAGACCAAGGAAUUUCUGCAGAGCGUGGUCGACAUCCUGUACGACUUCAUCCAGAAGACGUUCGACCGCAACGAGAAGGUGAUCGACUUCCACCACCCGGAGGAGCUGAGGCGGCUGCUGGACCUGCGCAUCCCGGAGCAGGGCGUCACCAUCGAGCAGCUGCUGCAGGACUGCAGCCAGACGCUCAAGUACCAGGUCAAAACAGGUCACCCGCGGUACAUGAACCAGCUGUCCACCGGUCUGGAGGUGGUCUCCCUAGCCGGGGAGUGGCUGACGGCCACCGCCAACACCAACAUGUUCACCUACGAGAUCGCGCCCGUCUUCAUCCUGAUGGAGGCCGAGACCAUGCAGAAGAUGAGGGAGAUCAUCGGCUGGCGCGACCACGGCGACAGCAUACUCUGCCCCGGCGGCACGAUAUCGAACCUGUACGCCGCACUGGUGGCUCGACACAAGAUGUUCCCCAAUGUCAAGGCCCAGGGUCUGUACGGCCUGCCGGCGCCCCUGGUCAUGUUCACAUCUGAAUACAGCCACUACUCGAUCAUGACGGCGGGCGCAGUGAUCGGUCUGGGAACGGACCACGUCUGGGAGGUGCCCUGCGACAAACGCGGACGGAUGGACACCACCAAACUGGAAGCCAGGAUUUUGGAGGCGAAGCAGAAGGGCAUGAUCCCGUUCUUCGUCAACUGCACGGCCGGCAGCACAGUGGUGGGCGCCUACGACCCGAUCCACGCCAUCGCUGACAUCUGCAAACGCUACAAAGUGUGGAUGCACGUCGACGCAGCCUGGGGCGGCGGCGCCCUGCUCUCACCAAAGCUGAAGGCCCGCCUGUUCGCCGGCAUUGAGCGCGCCGACUCUGUCACGUGGAACCCACACAAGCAGAUGGGUGUGCUUUUGCAAUGUUCGACCAUCCACAUCAGGGAGGACGGCCUACUGAUGAACUGCAACAAGAUGUGCGCCGAGUACCUGUUCCAGCAGGACAAACACUACGACACCAGUUUCGACACGGGCGACAAGGUCAUCCAGUGCGGCCGCCACAACGACAUCUUCAAGCUCUGGCUUCUCUGGCGCGCCAAGGGAGAUAGCGGGUUCGCGCGCCACGUCGAGUACCUCUGGGACGUGACCGACUUCAUGGUUCAGGAGAUCAAGCGGCGCGGCGACCGGUUCUACCUGAUCUGGGAGGAGCCCGAGUGUCUGAACGUGUGCUUCUGGUACGUGCCGGCCCGACUGCGCCAGACGCCGCACGACGCCAACCGGGAGGAGGAGCUGGGAAAGCUGUGCCCGACAAUCAAAGCUCGAAUGAUGGAGCACGGCACACUGAUGGUGUGCUACCAGCCUCUGCGCACCACCUCCACCCAGAGACCCAACUUCUUCCGCAACAUCAUCAACAACCAGGCCGUCACACGCGACGACAUCCGCUUCAUGCUCGACGAGAUCGAGCGACUCGGUAACGACCUGUAGACAACGCUUCCCACAGCGGCCGCCAGAGGCGCUGUGCACCACCCGACAGAUAGCAGGAGCGGCGGGCAGCCGCUGAAACCUGCCGUCGCCGGAGAGAAUGAAUGAAUUCGGAGCGAGUUUAUUUACGGAUGUAUUUCUUGUUUGUGGGAAAUCAGGGUAGGAUGUAUGUGUUGUGGGAUGACGCGGAGAUGGCCGUUCAAGCAGGGUUUCUGACGACGAGAGCGAAGUGAUACGUAUGACGUUUAUCAACAUCGUUUAUUGCCGUGUUAAUGUUAGACACAUCGUGAUGUUAAUGUUUGUGCUGACGACGGAGCAAGGUGGCCUGUCCAGGGCACUUUGUGCGGCGCGAGUAUCAUCAGAGGCUGGUCGAUCUAUCGAUAUUUAUCAACGUGCUGUUGUUCGUGUAGAUUGAUGUGCAAUGUGAUCGUUGUGCUUAUUAUCAAAACGCUACGUUUAUCACAGUUAUACCAGAGCCAAGUUAACGUUAUUUACGAAAGUUGAAGACAAAGGCUUAUUUGAAUUUCACAUAUCCUUCUGAGAGUUGUGAGCGCGAAUGCUUGUUGAACAUGAUAUCAGAAAUUACUUGCAGCGAAUGUGAUAUAGGUGCUAACCUAGUUUCCCGUUGAACAUAUGUGAUGCGCACGCAGCUUGUCGUUCCCGUUAAAGGUGGUGUCACGGACCUGUCUCUCGACACUGCUGAGCGUGAGAGGGCGAUUUCUGUGUUGGAUGUUUGGCAACCCUUGAUACGUGCUCAAACUCGAUGCGCGGCCCCAUCUGGUGGGGUCCACAAACCCACCAGCCCCGGUUACACCCUCGUCUUCCCAAUCCUCGGUUGGCACGGUCUUUUUGUGCCCGGAAAACACACUAUCCUCGAUCAACAAACAAUGUAUAGGACGGGCCUUCUCGCUUAAACUCAAUGGACUCUAACUCGUCUGUGUCGGUGCAGGGCUUAUACCGAUAAUUUAUUCCACCGUCUAGCACUGCAACAGUUUCACCAUGAAAUUGUAAUUAUAAAAGCACAUUGUUACAUGGAUAAUUGAUUUGCCAGUUGCCAUCCAUUAAGGACUUAAAUUAUGCAUGGUUAUUAUAUGGAUGCCUUCCAGAAGUCAGUAGCACUUUUGUCUUCCAAAAUUCUUCCUUGGCCGAUCUAAAUUAGUGGGCAUUUCAGCUAUGAUGUGUAACAUAACACAUUCCUGACCUUUGAUGUACUGUUGUCUGGGGCCACUGUGUAUUAUACGCACUGUUGUCUGCACUGCUGUUCUUUGCGCUAUCAUCUGUUGUCUGCAUCCUGUCUGCUCCAUCGCCCAUGUCGUGUUGUCAGCUGUCUGGCUGGGCGCUGUCUGUCUGUUGUCGCUGUCUGCUGUCUGAUGUCCCUGUCGGCUGUCUGCUACUAUAAGCUGCUUGCAUUGCAUCAAUUAUCUUCUACUGAUCUUUAUCUGAAAACGAGGGCUUCAGGCCAUCAUUCUAAUUCUUCCCGUCAAUAUCUGGCCGUUUGCAUUCACCGUCUCUCACAGCAGCCGCCUCCUUCUCUUACACUGCACUGGCCUGGGUCAGUCAUUGUCACUCCUCUCCUAGAGCAGCGCCCUUCAUUCACUUCUGCUGCACUGCGCUGCCUCAAAGUUCUCGCCGGUUUCACUUCCUCAUGACCGGCCCUUCGCUGCACGCUUCUUAUACUCGCCGGCCCCUAUUGGGCACGAAUCUCACCAGCUCGGUGGUCCCUUCUGUGGCCGUCGUGGAGCUGUCCGGAGCUGUAGCUGGCUUUACAUGUAUCAAUGUUAUGUGCCCGCGCUUGCCAGUAAGCUUCGGGCCGUCAUUCUGACUGUUUUGGGUCCGAAUGGGAUGGGAUUCCUGUGGGGACUUUGUUUAGGGGUAAUUUUUGUAUGGUUGAUGCCGAUGGUGAUGGGCGUUCGAGAGGUGUUUGCAUAAUGCACAUGUAAUUAUUGUAAGAAUGUGUGUGUUUGUACGGGUGCGUUUGUUUUCACAGCAAUGUUUCCGACGUUCUUGAGUUGGUACCGAAUUGUUGCAAGCUCUUCUAGUGCUGGUGCUAUAACUAGUGAUAGUCUGAACAGCGGAGCAAGGCAUGUUGUACAUAUAGAAAUGUGUGAAUGGGCCGACGAUUGGCGGAUGGUGUUGACACUUAAAUGCUUUUUAAACGGGAUGUUGUGAUCCGGAGGGUUUGCUUUUGCUUCAUUUUUGUAAAGUUGCACUCAGAUGUUCUUCCAAAGGAUGAUCUGACCGGGAACUUUUGGUUUGAACUUUUUUACUUGAAGCGCUUUAUUUCGAAUAAGUGUGUUCUGACGUAAGCACGUUGUGUCCCGGUCUGUAUUGUAUAUCGAUGUAGCGUCGUCCCCGAGGUGGACCCCGUUUCCAGCUGACCUGACAUGCCGUAGGGCGGGUCAGUCGCUUCCUUUAUGCACGCUGCGGCCAAGCGCCACUCACAGUUCGACUCAGUUCUGCCGGUAGUGGACGCAUGCCGUUUUGUUCCUGCACUGCAUGCCGCACAAUACUGCACUCAGCACUCGGUGUAUUGGUAGCAUUGGGGACCGUGGCUGGGUAAAGCAGCGCUGACAUGCCAGUGAAUGGUCGGAAAUUCGUUUACGUCACAAGACGGCUCACUUCUCAAUUGCUUCUGCCUUAAGCAUGAUUAUCAUGCUACUGAAGGUUAUCCAAAUUACGUAUAUAUGACGAUUAUGCUAUGGAAAGCCCCAUAGUGACCAUCCGAUCCUUUGCGGCAUGUUCAGCGUUGCUUUAGCUGCCAGUAUCUAUGCAUUGUUUGUGUGUAGCAUCUCGAGCCACAUCGCACAAUGGCACGACACAAAAGCACCGUCACAGCACGCCAAACCGGGAUGGGCCAGAUGUUCCCUCCCACGUGGACCGAUCCUGACUACACCUUAUCGAGCACCUCACUUCAAAUAAAAUCACCGCACCGCAUCAGCACUUUAGACAAAUGACUGACCUUUGACAGUCGCUCUCAAACGGCUGUCGAAAGCUGGAGGAGAAUUAAGUCUUCCAAACGGUAUCUUCCAUGAGAAAACUAUGUCUUCCAAAGCGGUGUUCCUGGUUAUUCAUGUGUGACGUUGCCAUUAAACGAUGUGCUUCCCAUGAUGCUGGUCCGACCAUUGCGACCCCGCAAUAUAUAGCUUGUAUCAUGUGUGCAUAAGUGUGCCGCCUUUUGGCGAGAAGAACCGAAGUUUACAUUCGGGGCAAUAAGAUCCAAGUCUUCCAAGCUAGGAUAAGUGUUGGGCGCUAGGGUGCCGCCCAAUGAGUCUGAGGUAGAGAGAUAUCAGAUGUGUGAGUGAAAAUUGCGUUAUGAUGAGUGUGCUGUCAUGAUAUAUGUGCUGAUGUGCAAUUCUACAUGCUAUGGGCGUUGGUUUGUUCUGGCGCCAAGAAGGUAUCGAUGGUAGAAAACAGCGAUCUCAAACGGUUGACAUAUUCCGAUUCGACUAAUAUAGCCCGUUUAGGGUUGGCCUUCGUUCCAGCUUGCCAAUAAUAUAAUUUAUCUUGCAAAAAAGUUAUGUAAAAAGGUGACAGCAUUGCAUUGAUUGAAACCAUAGCACAAGAUGACUUAUACCUAUUGCUAAGUACCUAAUAGCGGACAAUCGUUAUGUGCGCGCGUGUGUGGACAAAGCGUUUCCCUAUGACCAGGGACGCGUUGUAAUCCAGCUUGUCAGCUUGUCUGUGAACGUGAGGAGCGAGCGGCUGCUUCAUUUGCUUUAGUGAUCUCAUGAGAGAGUGCGAUGCAUGAAACACUGUUCGUCGUUAUGCUUUCGAUAACGCAAGCUAGCGUUACGAAAGCUGUGUUGCUCGUUGUUAGCAGGGCGGUUAAUAUUUUCAUUGUAUUCAGGACGAAUAUAGCUUGCACACCUAUGUUUCAUAAUCGCUGUAACCGUAAAUGUGAGAGCCGUUUUUAAUCAACCAUUCACUUUAGACGUUUGAAUGGUUAUCAUCAGUGUCACUAUGUCUGCCUAAAAACGUCCGUAUUUGUUUUGUGGUAGUCAUACAUUGGACGCCGCUGUCAUUUGUCCGUACCGGACUCGUGCGCUCCUUCCGCGGACUUGUGCAGCCCGGACGGGACUCCCUGCUUCUUCUGUUGCCGAGCUGUGUCCAUCGAUGUGUAGAGCUGAGUGUUGUGCCCGAACCGCCGAGCGGCGACGACAGCGUCACGAACCGUGUCGUGACGCCCUGUGACGUCACCGCCCACCUGGGAGUGACGUCACAGCGGCGUCACGACAGAGCGUGAGCCCCGGCCCCGCUCUGUGACGCUAUGUCAGCGUGCACUUACGUGCAUCGUGUAGGCGGGCAAUAAAUAUACGAAAA